AUCGAGAGAAGAAAAAUAAAUAAAAAAAUGUCUCAUCUCUUCUUCUCUCUCUUGCAAUCGAUCUUAACCAACGCCAAUCCAAUAAAAAAAUUGUUGUAUAUGCAAAAGGAAUUGCAUCGUCAGUUGCCUUUUCUAUCCAAACUAUAAAUAAAAUAUGUCCAAUUACCAAGCGGAGGAGGAUGCUGCGUACAUGGACCAUGUUGAUGAUGAUGAUGAUGAUAUGGAAGAUGUAGACGACGAUUUGGGUGACGACUUUCAUGGUGAUGACAUGGCUGCAUCUGACUCCGAUGUCGACGAGUUUGACUACUCUAGUAAUAAAAUAGCAGAUACUUCAGCGGAGCAAGCCCGUAAAGGCAAAGACAUCCAAGGCAUUCCUUGGGACAGGCUUAGCAUUACCCGAGAGAAAUACAGACAAACUAGACUAGACCAGUAUAAAAACUACGAAAAUGUCCCUAACUCUGGUGAUUCCUCCGGGAAAGAUUGUAUGGCUACACAGAAAGGGGCCAUCUUUUAUGAUUUCUGGCGGAAUUCAAGAUCCAUCAAAUCAAGUAUCCUUCAUUUCCAGUUGAGGAAUUUGGUAUGGGCAACUUCUAAGCAUGAUGUGUACCUUAUGUCACAAUUUUUGGUGAGCCACUACUCUACUUUGACUUCUGGAAAGCAUGAAGUUCUCAAUGUUCAAGGCCAUGUUUCCCCAUCCGAGGUUAGUUUCCUUCCUUCUUCCAGAAUCAUCAGAGAUUCUUCUUUUAAAACCCACAUCAGUUAUUGGUUUUUUCUUGUGUGGGUGAAGAAACAUCCUGGAAGUUUGCUGGAGGGAUUUACGAAGACUCAAGUGAGUACACUUGCAGUCAAAGAUAAGUUCUUAGUUGCUGGUGGAUUUCAAGGAGAACUUAUAUGCAAGCAUCUUGAUAGACCUGGUGUGAGCUUCUGUUCCCGUACAACCUAUGAUGACAAUGCUAUCACUAAUGCAAUUGAGAUCUAUAACAAACCCAGUGGUGCGCUUCAUUUCACGGCCUCAAAUAAUGAUUGUGGAGUCAGAGAUUUUGAUAUGGAGAGAUAUCAGCUUGUUAACUAUUUUCGCUUUCCUUGGCCAGUCAAUCACACAUCUCUGAGUCCUGAUGGUAAGUUAUUGACGAUUGUGGGAGACAACCCAGAGGGUCUUCUCGUAGACCCCAACACUGGAAAGACACUGGGAACGCUAGCAGGACAUUUGGACUUUUCCUUUGCAUCAGCAUGGCACCCGGAUGGGCUCACGUUCUCCACAGGUAACCAAGACAAGACCUGCCGGGUUUGGGACAUUCGUAACCUGUCUAAAUCUGUUGCUGUCUUGAGGGGUAACCUUGGAGCAAUCCGAUCCAUCCGCUACACGUCAGAUGGGAAGUACAUGGCCAUGGCUGAGCCGGCUGACUUUGUUCAUGUAUACGACGUCUCGAAAGGGUAUGAAACAGAGCAGGAGAUCGAUUUCUUUGGGGAGAUCUCGGGAAUAUCCUUCAGCCCUGACACAGAAGCGCUCUUCAUCGGUGUUUGGGACCGCACUUACGGUAGUCUCCUUGAGUAUGGCCGCCACCACAACUACUCCUACCUCGAUUCAUAUCUGUAACCGUUCAAGAGCCAUCAGAAGAAUAAAAUAGCUUACCACAUGCCUGGUACACUCUCGCGUCCAAAUAAAAACAUUAUAAUCAAAUCUCCAAUGGUGUAAAUGAUGUGUUGUGCAAGUACUAGGGGUUUUCACAGAGAGUCUAUUUAGUUAGCUUUUGAGUGUUGACUGUUGAGGUUCCUGUAUAUGUACAUAAGUGUUUUGAGUUUCAGCUUGAGUUUGCAUGAACUCUUUACUCUGGCCAGACCAGGAUGAGACAACACGAUCCGAGCCUGUAGCUCUCAGUAUUUGGCUAUAAUCCAUUGUUAGUGACUCGUUUUCAUCCUUUUCUGCUGA
Molecule: messenger RNA, 1930 nt
Organism: Brassica napus (rape)
Lineage: Eukaryota; Viridiplantae; Streptophyta; Magnoliopsida; Brassicales; Brassicaceae
Exons: 9
Coding region: 155-1597 (480 amino acids)
Molecular function (GO): protein binding
Source: RefSeq, a predicted model, not a curated record